This is a messenger RNA of Pectinophora gossypiella (pink bollworm), 1214 nucleotides long. RefSeq names its product general odorant-binding protein 1-like. NCBI's taxonomy places the organism in Eukaryota, Metazoa, Arthropoda, Insecta, Lepidoptera, Gelechiidae. Gene Ontology annotation, molecular function: odorant binding. The record is from RefSeq and is a predicted model, not a curated record. The transcript is spliced from 3 exons. The coding region runs from base 47 to 553 and encodes 168 amino acids.
UUUCCCGCGCCAUUCAUAACAAAGCGACGCGAACGGUCACAACAAGAUGGCGGCGAGCUCGAAAUGGCGGCUGGUUUCCAUCUGCGUCAUCGCGCUGACGUUACAGGUCGAUCGCGUCAAAUCCUCGGCGGAGAUCAUGAAGAAAAUGACAUUGGGAUUUUCUAAAGCACUGGAGCAGUGCAAACAAGAGAUGAAAUUCGGCGACCACAUAAUGCAGGACUUCUACAACUUCUGGAAGGAGGAUUACGAGCUGCUGAACGCCGACGUCGGCUGCGCCAUCAUGUGCAUGGCCAGCAAGUUCGACCUCAUCAACGAGGAGAACCGGCUGCAUCAUAUCAACGCGCACGAGUUCGCCAAGAGCCACGGCGCUGACGACGACAUGGCGAAGCAGCUGGUGACGAUGAUCCACGACUGCGAGAACGUUCAUGCCGACAUUGCUGACGACUGCAAGAAGACGCUGGAGAUAGCCAAGUGUUUCCGCACCAAGAUCCACGGACUGAAGUGGGCGCCCACCAUGGAGGUGGUACUGGAAGAGGUGAUGACAGAAGUGUAGGGACAGGAGGAGAUGUGAAAAGUAGAGUGGGAAGAGUUGUAGAAGAGAGUCAAUAGUGAGAACUAUAGAUGAAAGAAAAGAAGGAACUGAAAUUUUGAGAUUUUGAAAUUGAAUUGAAACAAAAUAAACUUUUAAGACGCUACAGAUACAGAUGCAUUCUAAUACAGUAACAUGACUUCGACUAGCUUCGCCUUUAGUAGCGAUGCACCGCGCGGCGACGCUGUUCGUUAGAUAAUAGUUACAUAUCAGCGGAUUACUUUACAAGUCAAUGCGUUUCGCGAACUUACCGACCGGUGUCGUGCGAAUAGCCUAAAUCUUAUUACUUUAAUUUAAUUUAACCUGACUUAUUUAUAGAGUCAACUGGAUGACAAUCAACUAUUUAUUCGUUUACACAAUACAUAAUAUUUUAAUGUCAAAACAUGUUUCUAGGUGUGUAAUUUAAGUAAUUUGAUAUUGCUACAUCUUUUUCAAUGAAUCAUUAUAAAAAAAAAAUAUUAUUUAUGACGUCUACAGGUAAUAAACAUAAUAUGUAAAACACACCACGACUUCUAAGAUAAAAAAUGUGUUUCUUUCAUAGAAAUAUGUUACUGUGACUUUAUGUAAAUUGGGUUUUAAUUUUAAUGUAGAUGUAGGUAUCACAAGUAAUAAAUGUUAAAGAGUG